AUGGAGAUCAAGGUCACUCAACAAGAGGCAGAAAAGCUGAUGCUGGAGACUCCUACAACAGCCAACCUGCGUCAUUGGUCCAAAGAAUACAGCGCGGAACCCCAUCUCGCCGGCGAUCUGGCCCACGCCACACGCAUCCGAGAUCUUUGGAGAUCAUACGGCAUUCCCACGGAACUGGAACAAUACGAUGUACUUCAAAACUUUCCGGUGUCACAAAGCCUGCAACUCCUCGACUCCGACGGAAAAGCCACAUUCGAAGCUUCAUUGACAGAAGACGAGGUUCCUGAAGAUCCCUCGUCAUCACCCAAGAAUGGUCUCCCAGCAUUUCACGGCUUCAGUGCCAAUGGCGAGGCCUGCGCCGAGUUAGUUUACGCAAACUUUGGCGAGUUACGAGACUUUGAGCUUCUUGAGUCAAAGGGGAUCUCAGUCAAGGGGAAGAUUGUCAUCUGCAAGUACGCCAAAGUCUUCAGAGGCUUGAAGGUUCGGGCGGCAGAACAGUACGGCGCUGCUGCUGUUAUAUUGUACAACGAUCCACAAGAGGACGGGCAGUACACCGAGGCCAAUGGCUACAAGCCUUUUCCAUAUGGACCGGCUAGGCACCCCAAAUCUAUUCAGAGAGGAAGCGUCGACUUUUUCUCGAUAGCUGUUGGAGACCCUACGACCCCUGGGUAUCCCAGCUUGCCUGGAAAUGACGUCGAACGCCAGGAUCCUGGACACGCAACCCCGAAGAUACCAUCUCUGCCAAUAUCCUAUGCCGAUGCUGUUCCAUUUUUGAAGGUCUUGAAUGGACAGGGUCUGAGUCCCUUUUCCAUGAUGGGCGAAGGGAGUGACUGGAAGGGUUGCCUUCCUGACGUCGACUACUCCACGGGACCAAGCAAAGUGCGAGUCUCAUUAGCCAACCAUGGAACUUACAAAUAUGCUCCGAUAUAUAAUGUCAUAGGUACCAUCCGAGGAAUGACAGACGAAAGCAUUAUUCUAGGGAACCACCACGAUUCCUGGUGUUGCGGUGCUAUCGACCCUGUUAGUGGAACAGCCGCUAUGAACGAGGUCGCCCGCGCUUUGGGGGCCCUGUGUCAGAGUGGUUGGAAACCGUAUCGCAAGAUAAUACUGGCAAAUUGGGAUAAUGAAGAGUACGGCUUGGUGGGUUCCACCGAAUGGGGUGAGCAUCAUCAAGAGGAAUUAAGCAAGAACUGCGUCGCAUACCUCAACGUCGAUGAGGCUACAAAUGGCGGCCAAGUACUCGGCGUCACAGGUAGCCCCCUGUUGGCCAGCGUCCUUAGGGAUGUUACCCAAUUGAUCCGGUCGCCAAUCCACGAAGGCAAGACUGUCUACAAUGACUGGCUUGGUGAUCAACGUCGGACCGACCCUGGGCGUCCGGCCCCAGUGCUUGACCUCAUGGGAACCGGGAGCGACUACACAGUCUUCUUCAACCAUCUUGGCAUUCCUUCCGUUGACCUACUGUUCAAUCGUCAGGGCCAAGGAGUUUACCCUUAUCACUCCAACUAUGAUAGCUUCUACUGGGUUGAGAAGUUUGGUGAUGUGGGCUUCAAGAAGCAUCUUGCCAUGGCUCAACUAUGGGGACUUCUCACAGUUCGGCUCGCUGGUACUGGAAGCAUCUUAUUUGAGGCUGUGGAGUAUCCAAAGGUUCUUGCGCACCACUCAACACAGCUGAAGACCAAAUACGGGAGUUUGCUUGACCUCUCGACCCUUGACAGAGUGAUCAGUCGAUUUCAUGCUGCUGCUCUCGAAGUGGACACGAGAUCAAACACCAAAGCUUCUCCAACGAGCUUGCAACCCGAUAGCGGCAUCUUUGCUCCAGGACUUUGGUAUGGAUACGAUGGAGUCAUCUUCCCCGGGGUCAUGGAAUGCAUGGAGGCGGAAGACAUGAAAGGUGCGACCGAGUGGAUCGCGAAGAUUGUUGAAGCUAUUGAGAAAGUUACAAGACUUCUCUUGAUUAACACUGGAACCUUCCCUCUCUAUGAUAUUCAGACACCAAACCUCCUUGGCUGCCUCUUCGGGCACAUCAAACAUACCGAUGGCGAUUACUUUGUCACUCAAGGUGCUAUCAUCUGCGCAUGUCUCUUCAGCGUCAGCGAGAAGAACCCCGUAAUGUUUAGCCUUGUUCUUCCACCAGUACUUCCACCAAUUUCGUGGUUUGCUUGA
Molecule: messenger RNA, 2163 nt
Organism: Colletotrichum aenigma
Lineage: Eukaryota; Fungi; Ascomycota; Sordariomycetes; Glomerellales; Glomerellaceae
Product: putative glutamate carboxypeptidase
Exons: 6
Coding region: 1-2163 (720 amino acids)
Molecular function (GO): carboxypeptidase activity
Source: RefSeq, a predicted model, not a curated record